Messenger RNA from Brettanomyces nanus, 318 nucleotides. RefSeq lists its product as uncharacterized. Bases 1 to 318 code for a protein of 105 amino acids. Lineage: Eukaryota; Fungi; Ascomycota; Pichiomycetes; Pichiales; Pichiaceae. The transcript is spliced from 2 exons. Gene Ontology annotation, cellular component: membrane. The record is from RefSeq and is a predicted model, not a curated record.
AUGGAUCAUCCUACUUGGGCUUUGGGUACUAUUUCUCUCGCUGGCGGUAUUGCGGGCUAUGCUAGAAAAGGCUCACUUCCUUCUCUUAUUGCAGGAACCGCGAUUUCCACACUGUAUUUUGGGGCAGGAUACCUUCUCCAUAAUAACCGGGAAUACGGCAUUCAUACGGCAUUGUUGGCUUCUUCCCUCACUUUAUUUGCGGGUAUUAGUCGUGCGUUUAAAUCCAGUAUUAAGAAACCUGUUCCUUUAACUCUGACAACUAUUGGCGCCGUUGCUACUGCAUUCUAUGCUAAGAAGUAUUCCGAAUUUUAUAUGUAA